CCAAAAUGGCUGCGCCCAUGGAGGAUAUUUCUCUCCUGUAUGUCACGUUUCACCAUGGUAUUAGUAGGACGUAUCCAAUGAUGAAACUUGGUAGCAAUGUGAAAAUAUUUCACUUGCGUUUGUGUUAGAGCCAUAUCAUCACCAGAAUGGAACUUCUUCGGUCGUAUGAUGUCAGUUCAGGAGAGAGUGAUAAAGAGGACGAAAAUGCCAAAGAGACAUCAAACUGUGAAGCAGUGAUUAGGAAGGACAACGUAACAGAGGUUGAAAAAGAAACCAACUAUUUUGGAAUAGAACACAAUAGCAAUCACAGCGAUUACAGUUCAUGUAAUAAGGGUAUCAACCGCACCGAUGGACACUUGGAGAUUGGUGAAUCAGGAGUUGACAUACCAGAUAGUGAUUUCUGGAGAGAACUUACUAGUGAUGAUCUCAAACAAAUAAAGUCUGAUACAAGCAGGACACUGUCAGAAAUACCUGUACAGAAAUUAGGUUCUCCUGCAAAACGGAAGCAUGAUGGGUUGUGUAAAAACAGCUAUCCAGUUAGACCACAACCUUCAAAAGCAACAAAGCAGGUUUAUUCCUCAAAAUCAAAUGAUACUGUAAGCUUGCAAAGAAAAUUGUUUUAUAUUCAUCCUAAAAUCCAACCCAGAAUGCAUACGCUUUCCCACAAUAACCCCCCUGAAAAACUUGACCGGCACAUUGCUGGUCAUGGGGGUGUUGUAAAUCGAGUGAAAUGGAAUAUUCCAUCAUUUAGUCACCUUUUCCUGACAACAAGCAUGGAUUCCUGUGUGAAGAUCUGGAAUGCAUUUUCUGCUGAAAGUGCCUGCAUGAGGAAUCUGAUGCAUCAUGGGAAGGCAGUCAAGGAUGCAGAAUGGAGCCACGAUGGUCGGAACAUACUCAGUUGUAGCUAUGAUCGAAGUGCUGUUCUCACCGAUGUUGAAACAGGAAAGCAAGUGUGUAAACUGGAGCAUGCUGGGUAUGUGACCUGCGGGAAGUUCAACCCUGUGAGGAGAAGUCAAGUGGUGACAGGCUCCACUAACAGUCUACAGCACUGGGACAUUAGAACUCCUCACACUGCAUGUAAGAACUUCCAGUACCAUGAUGACUUGGGGCAGAUGCAGGAUGUGUUGUUCAGUAAAGAUGGGAACCAGUUCUUCACCUGCAGCGAUAUGGUGACCCGGGACUCCGCCGACCGCAACAUCAUGGCCUGGGACUUCAGCUCGGGUGUCCCCCUCUCAAAUCAAAUAUACCAGGAGCGGUAUGCAUGCGUUAGGCUGAAGUUACACCCAACAAGUAGCCACUUCCUAGCCCAGAGUCACGGGGGCUAUGUGGCCCUGUUCUCCACAACUAGGCCCUACAAGAUGGUCAGAUCUAAGAGGUUUGAGGGACACACUUUGCUAGGAUACAGCAUAGGGUUUGAUGUGAGUCGUGAUGGCAGCCUUGUUGUAAGUGGGAGCUCUGAUGGCAAGAUUCACUUCUACGACUUCCAGACUGGCAAGUUGAAGAAGCAGCUGGCUAGUGGCCUUGAUGUGUGUGUGGACGUGAUGUGUCACCCUGUCCUAGCCAGCACUGUUGUGUGUUGUAGCUGGGAUGGAGGCAUCAGGAUAUUCCACUAGACGUGUGUGUGUGUGGAUGUGAUGUGUCACUCUGUCCUAGCCAGCACUGUUGUGUGUUGUAGCUGGGAUGGAGGCAUCAGGAUAUUCCACUAGACGUGUAUGUGUGUGGACGUGAUGUGUCACCCUGUCCUAGCCAGCACUGUUGUGUGUUGUAGCUGGGAUGGAGGCAUCAGGAUAUUCCACUAGAUGUGUGUGUGUGUGUGUGGACGCGAUGUGUCACCCUGUCCUAGCCAGCACUGUUGUGUGUUGUAGCUGGGAUGGAGGCAUCAGGAUAUUCCACUAGAUGUGUGGGAGGAUUUAUACAUUGUUCUGUUUAAUUCCACUGUAUUCACAAUGGAGGAUGCAGGCAACUCUCAGGGACAAGGGAACAGAGCAUCGCUGUAGCAAACAGUGGACUGGAAUACAUUGAGAAUCUCACCCUUGUGACUUCCAGGAUCAAAUAUUUCAAGACUUGUCAAAAGUUUCAAAUAUCCAAGGCUUGAUGAGGAUAUUUUUGUCUCUGAGUCUUGAUAUAUUUGAGCUUGGAACACACAAGGGUGAGAUUCUAUUUAUCAUCCAAACUCAUUCAACAAGUGUAAAUAGUUCAGCUAAAGCUUCCGUGCAGAGAGCUUGGUGAUGUCAUUUGAUUGUGAUGUCAUGGUAACUGAUGGUGUCACAAUGGUCUGCAAAGCUGUACAAUUCCAUUGAUUUCACCCAAGCGAUACCCCUGUGGUAGCCAAUUUUGGAGGAUAAGGGUUGGUUAAGUCGAUUGGUUAAAGCGUUUGCUCGUCACGCCAAAGACCCGGGUUCAGUUCCCGACAUGGGUACAAUGUGUGAAGCCCAUUUCUGGUGUCCCUCGCUGUGAUAUUGCUGGAUUAUUGCAAAAAGCAGCGUAAAACAAUACUCACUUUGGAGGAUAAAAUGAUUGCACCACAUUCUUCAGGACCAAUCAAUACGCAAGUCGAUAUGACUUAUUCUGUGCCUUUAUAGCAAUUGUCUCCUUGAAAACUAGGGUUCGAUUCCCUGCAAAGGAUUUUAACUUGUCGUUGUUGACGACAAUACACCUGAAAGUGAGAGCUCUGCAAUGCAUUAUGAUUCUGCAAAUGGAGAAUGUACUAAACACAAUGGAGGAAAUUCCACAAAUGCAGAGAAAGUAUUCCGUCCUUUCAAGUGGGAUAUAGAAGAUUGUCCAAAAUGAAAUCAGUUAUUUCAUAUGUGAACUGACAUGUUUGUGGGAACUAUAAUCUUUUGCUGCUGAUCACAACUCAAAUUGUUCUUCAUCCAUUUAUCCCAUCAGUGCCUCCCACACUGGACACGUUGCCACUAUCAUCAUGCAAUGUCAACAGAACCAUUCUUUCAUUUGGAAUUCAUCAACAAAUAUGAAGAACAAUUUUAAGAUAAAGUAUCACAGUGUCAGUGCAUACAUCUCAUCAGGUAUGCCACCAAACAAGUACACUAGAUUUUGUCAAUUUUUUGACAUUGGUGAACCAACACGUCACUUCAAGGAUCAAAGUAUCAAGACUCUUUCAUCCGUUAUCUCUGUUCUUCUGCAUGAGAAUAUAAGCAUAGCUCGAUUUGAUGAACUUGCAGCAUCAAGGGACAGCGCAUUAGAUGGGAUGGAAAUUAUGACAGAUGCUAGACAUGGCUGUCGGAAAAACUCGUUUCAUUCUGAUCAUAUUGCACUUGGACAUUUGACUCAUAAAGUUAUUGAUCAUCAACUGAUAACUAAAUCAGAUGAGCGUUUUUCCCAAAAACAUGAACUUGUGGGAUGUGAAAACAUGUACCAGUCAUUUGAAGAACACAACAUUCCUGUUGUCAGUCAUGUACAUGACCGAAAUGCAUCCAUAAAUAAAUUAAUAUCUUCGAACACAUCAGCCCCAUGUGCAAAACUGCAAUGACAAGUGGCACUGUGCGAAAUCUGUCUCAAAAUGCUUUCGCAAAAUAUCGAAUGGUCGCGUUUGUGACAAAUUGAAAACAUGGCACCCAGAACUUGUAGACAAAGGAUCAAUGGUUAAAAACCAUUUUUAUUGGUCAAUGGACAACUGCCAAAGAGAUCCACAAUGUCUCCAACAACUUCUUUUAUCAUGUGUAAUGCACUUCCAGAACAACCAUCAUACAAGCCACGAGGAUUCUGAAUGUAGAACAGAAGACUAUGUUCCAGAAUGGAGAAUUAAAACGGACCCAGUUGCAGUAGAACUAUUGACAAAAUUCAUCAAAGCACAACAGAUUUUGGACUAUAUUUUGGGUUACAGCACGUUUUAUGUAGAGUCUUUUAACAAUGCAUGUUUAGCAUAUCUGGACAAGAGAAUACAUUAUAAAACACUAAUGUACAAAACAAGAAUGAGCCUGGCUAUUUUAGACUGGAAUGAACAUGUGGACAGACCUUUCUCGUCUAGAUACCAGCGACUCAGAGUACAACAUCCAAACAGAAGCACUGGGAAAAAAUGUUACACGCAGAAAAGUUUUAAAUUUGUGGACAAAAUUUGGAUACUACUACAGACGGUUAAUUCUGAAGAUGAUAUGCCAGCAGAGAAUAACCUGAGUUACAGUGAUAUUGAUGAUGAGAGAGAAAGCGCUUCAGAUGAAGAGAUUGACUAUAAUCAGUGAGGACUUACAUGGACCUGUGACAAACUGAUCACCUAAUUCUAUCUUGAUCCUAUGUAAAUAUCAGUAUGAAGUAUGUGAAUAUACACAAGUCAUAUAAAUAUUUGUGUUUUUUUUAUGAGUAAAAAACAUCGCUAAUAUUACAGGCAGGAUAUUAGAUUAUUUAAUUUAUGGCCAGUUGAUAUAAAUUGGAAAUUUGUACAUAUUUUAAGCUCUCUUUUAGAUGAUGUGAUGUGCUUCUCAUUUAAUAACAUUUUGAUAUUCUUAAUGUUUUGGAUACUUUUUCCAUACCUAAGAGUUGAUUUUUUAUCUCGAAUUUUCGAGUUAUGGAAGAUGUCUUAUGUUUAUGUAUAUGUAUCAUAACAGAAGUGGUAUAAGUAGGAAUUUAGUGUAUAAGUAGUUGUAUAUUUGCAAUGACAAAUGUAUAUUGUCGGAAUCCUAGAUGCUAUUUUGAGACAUUGUUCAUUAUAAUGCCGACAUACCAAUAUUUAUUUACCGGUACUAUUGUAUACUUAUUUCCAGUAUAAAGCUGGGAUAAUAAACAAUUUUAAUUUAUUGUAGAAGUAGUACUUUACUUAGACAUAAUGACAUGUUUAAAUAU
Haliotis rufescens (red abalone) is the source of this 4797-nucleotide messenger RNA. Its product is annotated as WD repeat-containing protein 25-like. NCBI's taxonomy places the organism in Eukaryota, Metazoa, Mollusca, Gastropoda, Lepetellida, Haliotidae. Gene Ontology annotation, molecular function: protein binding. Bases 147 to 1613 code for a protein of 488 amino acids. The transcript has 6 exons. The record is from RefSeq and is a predicted model, not a curated record.